AUGAUGCAGAUCGGAGCAACACUUCCGGCGAACAAUUUUAAUAUGUUUCAGGCGAGAAGCUCCACUACCGGUGGCUUCAAUUAUGGAUCACUGUUGAACUCUUCAGCAAGAGGUUGUUCUACAAAGAGCAUGAUGAAAACCACCACCGUGUCGACCACCAGAUCAACCCGGCAACACCUCUCUAAUCUUGACAAACUGCUGGGUACAGAACCUAAGGUGAUUCUGAACGAGCCGGAAGUGGUUAAGGAGGAGAUUUCUGAUAAUGGGGCGUUGGAUAAUAGAGGAAAAGGUCUCUUGGGAGGGCUGAAUCUGAGUCAGAUUUGGCCGGAAAACAAAGUGGCGGAGGAGAUGUCUCCGCGGCAUCUCAACCGCUUGCGGCGGCUGUUGUCAAAAAACGGUAUUGAGUAUUCUCCCCGGAAUAGUUUAGCUUCCCGGUGGAGGGAGUAUCACGGGAGCAAUAACUGGUCCGGUUUACUUGACCCGCUUGAUGAAAAUCUCCGGCGAGAGAUGAUCCGAUACGGCGAGUUUAUUCAAGCUGCUUACCAUUGUUUUCAUUCUGAUCCCGCCAUGUCAGCAGACGAAUCUCCAUCCCCACGCCACGUGGCUUUGCCUGACAAGUCUUACCGAGUCACCAAGAAUCUUUACGCAACCUCGUCUGUUGGGUUGCCGAAGUGGGUGGACAAGCUGGCACCAGGGCUUGAUUGGAUGAGUCAGCGGAGUAGUUGUAUUGGUUACGUGGCAGUUUGUGAUGAUCAAAGAGAGAUAUCACGUAUGGGAAGGAGGGAUAUAGUGAUAUCUCUUCGUGGGACUGCCACGUGUCUUGAAUGGGUUGAAAACAUGCGGGACCUACUCGUUCAGGUACCUGGAGAAAAAAACGGGCAACCGAAAGUCGAAUGCGGGUUUUUAAGCCUGCAUAAAACUACUGGCGCCCAUGUUCCUAGUCUUGCUGACUCGGUAGUCGAAGAAAUUAAAAGAUUGAUAGAGUUAUAUAAAGGUGAAACCCUUAGUAUUACGGUGACAGGUCAUAGUCUAGGUGCUGCUUUAGCACUAUUGGUGGCUGACGACUUAAGCACUCAUGUGAAAGACGUGCCACCAAUAGCUGUCUAUAGCUUUGGAGGCCCUCGUGUUGGAAACCGUGGCUUUGCAAAACGUUUAAGUUCCAAAAAUGUGAAAGUACUACGAAUUGUGAACUCUCAAGAUUUGAUCACUCGUGUCCCGGGAAUGUUUGUAAGUGAAGAGCUAGAUAAAAAGCUAAGAGAGUCAUGUGUUGCUAACAAGGUGUUGAACAUGCUUGAUAACAACAUGCCAUGGGCAUAUGCACAUGUUGGGACAGAGCUGAGAGUUGACACCAAAAAAUCUCCUUACUUGAAGCCAGAUGCUGAUGUGGCAUGUUGUCAUGACUUGGAAGCGUAUUUGCACUUGGUGGAUGGGUUUUUGGCAUCGAAUUGUCCAUUUAGGGCAAAUGCGAAGAGAAGCUUGGCGAAAUUGGUUCUUGAACAAAACACAAAUAUGAAGAAGUUGUAUACAAGCAAGGCACAAGGUCUAAAGUUAAAUCUUGAAAGAGAUAUGCAAAUGUCGAAUUGUUUGCCGAGUCCAUCUUAA
Lactuca virosa is the source of this 1602-nucleotide messenger RNA. Lineage: Eukaryota; Viridiplantae; Streptophyta; Magnoliopsida; Asterales; Asteraceae. The record is from the annotation of a GenBank genome assembly.